Neogale vison (American mink) is the source of this 1540-nucleotide messenger RNA. It is a transcript of the gene NOXRED1, whose product is annotated as NADP dependent oxidoreductase domain containing 1. Gene Ontology annotation, biological process: L-proline biosynthetic process. The record is from RefSeq and is a predicted model, not a curated record. Gene Ontology annotation, molecular function: pyrroline-5-carboxylate reductase activity. Lineage: Eukaryota; Metazoa; Chordata; Mammalia; Carnivora; Mustelidae.
UGUUGGGGAAACUUGACAGCGACAUGCAGAAGAAUGAAACUGGACCACUUUCUUACACCUAUACAAAAAUAAAUUCGAAAUGGAUGAACGACCUAAAUGUAAGAUAGAAAACCACCAAAAUCCUAGAGGAGAAAACAGGAAGCAACUCUCUGACCUCAGCUGUAGCCGCUUCUUACUAGACCUACCUCUGGAGGCAAGAGAAACAAAAGCAAAAGUGACCUACUGGGACCUCAUCAAGAUAAGAAGCUUCUGCAUAGCAAAGGAAACAACAAAAGCAGAAGGCAACCAGUGGAAUGGGAGACCAUAUUUGCAAAUGAUAUGUUGGAUAAAGGGAGAUGGUGGCUUAGAAAUGGACAUGCUAGGGGACCUUGAGUCCCUGCAGUUUGAGUAUGGGAUUCAAGAGGAAGAUCGCAGCUGGCUGUAUUUGCAGGGCCGUUCUCGAGGGCUGAUGAUCAAGUCCUGUGCCCAUGCAACCUUCUUCUGCAAGCUACUGUGUAAUUUGAGAGAAUCAUUCCACGAGAAGCAAACUUCCAGCUGUCUCUCAACUGGCGUGCUUGCUGACAUUCCCAAUGAUGAUGAGCUAAAGGUAGGCAUCAUCGGAGGCGGCCACCUCGGGAAGCAGCUGGCUCGUGUACUGCUUCAGCUUGUCCCCAUCCCUGCUGAGAACCUGAGGAUCUCUACUCGGAGGCCAGAGGCCCUGGAUGAGUUCCAGAACCUGGGAAUCCAGUGUUUUUACCAUAACCCUCAACUGGUGGACUGGGCCAACGUGAUAUUCCUCUGCUGCCUGCCAUCUCAGCUGCCUAAUAUCUGCCUGGAAAUUCAAACCCGCCUCGAGAAAGACCGCAUCGUGUACAGCUUCGUAGCUGCCAUCCCAAUAGCCAGGUUGAAACUCCUACUGAACCACACCAAUAUCUUGCGGCCUCAGUAUCAGUGUGUUGAAGAAUGGGUCAACAUCUGGGGGGCCAAUAAGGACAUCACAGCGGCCCUCCAAGAUCCUGUGAUUCUUCAGGCCACCUGCCCGUUCAGUUCGGCUGGGGGAAUAACCCUCAAUUUCAAGUGGCUGGAGGGAGUGCUGUACACAGUCCUAAACGUCUGCACCGCCAGGGACGUGCCUCACCUACGGGCGCUGCAGCUGCUGAACCAACUGCUCCUCUCUGUGCACUCGGCAGCCUGUGGGAAGGAUGGCGCGUCUUGCCCCACCCUCGAGUUACGUGAUCUUGUCAGCCAGGUCUACAGCAAGAACCUGCCUCAGCGGAGGCCUUUCCCCUGGUUUGAUCUGACUGCGGUGCAACUCAAGGAAACUCCCUUUAGUCAGCAUCUCUCAAUCAGUCCUGCUCUCCAGGACCACCUUACCUAUCGAUACUGUGAUUCAUUUGGUAUCUCCCUAACCAAAGAACAGCAGCCAGCGGUUUCCACGGGCUCUGCCUCUCAGUAAGAGAAGAGACCUCAGGAAUUUUUUUCCCUCCACAGUGCUUGCACCCUGAUUAUCACAAUUGUCACUGGGAGUCAUGCGAGUGUACUGUGUUUGCCACAUAUUUGG